AUGCCAAAUUCCUCGAGUUACUCGGACUCAACGAAUGCAGAUGUUUUGUGGCGAUAUGGCCGAGUGCUACUCGAAAUCGCCCUAUGGACAUCGAGCGCCGAUAAAAGUCGCAUGGCAACAUUCCUUGAAGCAGAAAAGAUGUGCAAAAAAGCGGUGGACCAUGAGGAUCCGCAAAAUCCAUGUCCCGAAGCACAUAAAUGGUAUGGAAUUACACUGGCGAAAUUGACCGACUUUCGUUCGGAUAAAAAACUAGCAGAAGCGCGAGAGCAUCUGGAAAGGGCUGUCCAACUGGACCCGAACGAUGCUAGAUCCUGGCAAUAUCUUGAGAAGCUGUUUGAUCAAGCUGCAUAUCGUGCGGUCAGCAGUUGUUCUCUGGAUGGUGUUGCUGUUGAGAGGGGUACACUGGAGGACAUUUCUUGUGUACCUGCUGUUACCAGUGUUUUGGCCACUGAAGUGCCUGAUGUGGCAUUUGUCUGA
Messenger RNA from Gongylonema pulchrum, 477 nucleotides. NCBI's taxonomy places the organism in Eukaryota, Metazoa, Nematoda, Chromadorea, Rhabditida, Gongylonematidae. The record is from the annotation of a GenBank genome assembly.